This is a messenger RNA of Xyrauchen texanus (razorback sucker), 4208 nucleotides long. Its product is annotated as gastrula zinc finger protein XlCGF8.2DB-like. Lineage: Eukaryota; Metazoa; Chordata; Actinopteri; Cypriniformes; Catostomidae. The transcript is spliced from 2 exons. Gene Ontology annotation, biological process: regulation of transcription by RNA polymerase II. Gene Ontology annotation, cellular component: transcription regulator complex; PcG protein complex. The record is from RefSeq and is a predicted model, not a curated record. Gene Ontology annotation, molecular function: DNA-binding transcription factor activity, RNA polymerase II-specific; RNA polymerase II cis-regulatory region sequence-specific DNA binding. The coding region runs from base 135 to 1061 and encodes 308 amino acids.
UAUAGGCUACUGCGCAGCAUGAAAAUAAAAGCGUUUUAUUUCCAGUGUUUACUUUCAGCGGGAGAAUUGCGAGUUGUCUGUAACGCAGUAAAACUCCAGGAAACAAGUGAAAUCUGUGUGACACUGUUGUAAAGAUGUUUAUUAAAGAGGAGAGUGAAGAUAUGGCUUAUCCAGAAGCAUGCAGAAUUAAAACCGAACACACUGACGAACAAACAGACAUGCUGGAAAUUAAAGAGGAAAAUGAAGAACCUAUAGAUGUGAAAAUGGAAAGUCAAGAACUGAAUGAAGUGGGGGAACAUCAGAAUCCUGGACCUGGAGAAAUAUCUUUUAGUUGCUCACAGACUGAGAAGAAUUCCUCACAAAACAAAACUCAAGCCAAAAAAUCCUUUACCUGCCCUCAGUGUGGAAAGAGUCUCACACGGAAAGAAAGUCUUAAAAAGCACAUGAGAAUUCACACUGGAGAGAAGCCUUUUAAGUGCCCUGAGUGUGGAAAGAGUUUUAUGCGCAAAGACAUUCUUAACAAGCACAUCAAAAUUCAUACUGGAGAGAAGCAUUUCAAGUGCCCUCAGUGUAGAAAGAGUUUUGCAUGUAAAGAUAACCUUUUGAUACACUUAAGCCUUCACAACGGAGAGAGCCCUUUCACAUGCCAUCAGUGUGGAAAGUGUUUUAUGAGUAAAGACAGUCUUAAAAAGCACAUGAAAAUGUAUUCUGGAGAGAAACCUUUCAUUUGCCUUCAGUGUGGAAAGAGUUUCAAACAGAAUGAUGGUCUUCAGAGACACAUGAGAAUUCACACUGGAGAGAAGCCUUUCAGAUGCCUUCAGUGUGGUAAUAGUUUCAGGUAUAAAGAAUACUUUAAAGUACACAUGAGAACUCACACUGGAGAGAAACCUUUCAGAUGCCAUCAGUGUGGAAAGAGUUUCAGUCGGCCAUACACCCUAAAACAACAUGAGAGAGUGCAUACUGGAGAAAAGCCAUACCACUGCAUUUCAUGUGGGAAAAGAUUCAAACAAUCAAAAUAUUUCAGAAAUCAUAGAAAAGGGCAUUGCCCAGAAUUGUUAUAGUGAGCAAACUGGAGGUAAUGGUGUGUCAUUGGAAUGAAAUUCAGAAAAGACGGGGGGGAAAGUAUUUCUUCAAAAAGCGCAAUUCUAUCAUAAAGGGUCAUUUGCUACAUUGCAUUACCAUGAUCAUGAAUCAGCUUUCAUUCUAUGUAGUAGGAAGUGAAGUUGGGCGAAAUGGCAAAAUUAUUAAAUGGCAGAUUUUCGAAAUUAAAAGAUGAAAUUGUUAUGGGACAGUCUGCAACAAUCAGAGGCAGUUUCACUAAACAGUUUUAGCACAUGAUAUUUCAGUGCAAAUAUCUGCAUCUUAUUCGCUGCAAACUAUUUUAGAAGUGGCAGUCAGCACUGAAAUUGCACUGCAUCUUGAGAAUUCAUUAUCAAUCCUUUCCAUGCAAAAACAUCUUUCUAUGUAAAUAAGACUCAUUGUGUAUUGUGCUUCAUUCACAGAAAUUGUCUGCUGCAAUUUGUGCUACUAUAGCGAAUGAAAUUAUUUGGUAAAUUUAAUUUUAUUUAAAAGAGAUGUUAAAGAAAAUUUUCAACCGAUCAUGUUUGCUGUUAUUUAUUAAAUAAUGAUCAAAUGAUGGAGAAGAGCAUUAUCUGGCUUAUAUAUAUACACGGAUGCGUGGUGUAGACAAGCGCUGUUUCGGCUUGUUUAAGAGAUGAUUAAGGUGAUUGGAUCACAGUGAUGGUGUACCGUCCUGGAAGGGUGUGUCAAAUAUGGUGGUUGGCAGCAUCAUCCGCUAUAUUAAGAUCAGAAUUGCACGUGCAAAUUGCAUUCAGCAACGAUAUGUGGGCAUGUUUACGCCAUUGCUUGAUAUGUCUAAUUACUUAAGUGAAUCGGGCACUAAACCAGUGCGCCAAAAAAACAUCACUUUUACUGGGUGCAAUUUAAUAUUAGUAAAUUCCCCCCUCAGUAUUUCACUUUUCCAUCAGAGGACACCUGUGCUGUAGGUUCUGGGACAGGUGGAAGGGAGGACAGGAACUGAUAGAAGAUGGGAGCUUUGGGAAUAAAAGAUGUCUGCUGUAGCCCCAGAGCUGAUUUUGAAUGAAUAAUGUUCUUGUUCUUUUGUACCCAAAUGCUAUCAUGCAGCGGUUAUUUCUGUUUCUGCUGUUAUUGUUAUCAUUUGUGUCUGUAUGGAAUGUUUUGUGAUUUAGAGUGAAGGUAGUCUCAUAUAAUAGUCAACCGUUAUAUCACAGAGGCCGAUAAAUCGGCCGAUAUUUGGAAUGUAUUAAUUAUCAGCAUUGGACAAUACAUUUUCCCGGUUGGCCGAUUGGUUUAAGGCCACAAGGGUGCAGAGAUUUGCCUGCUUGUAUGUGAAGGAGCGUUUGAGGCAUGUAAACAACCAAUCACAGUUUUUGUUGUUAUGUGCCAUAGUGUUAAUACAAUAAAAGCCCGGUGUGCAACACAGUCUUAUUAAAACGGUCCGCAUAUCAGAGCUACGACGUGUUAAGUGUUGCCUGUUACCUUCUCCAUCUCUCUCCUCAACAGUUCCCUGUAUCUCUUAAUUGUCUUGUCUAAUGGUAAAAAGGCAAAUAUCAAUAAAACUGCAGUUAUACGCCUCGUCUAUCUCGUUUAAACAGAUGAUGUACAAGAAACUCAUGAAAAUAUACAGCGUUUUCUUCCCUUCCAGUGCUCAUCUAAUAUCUUCCUCUGAAGUGCGUAUUCCAUCAGCCAGAAUUAAAAAUUCAGGAUAAGGAUCAAAUGUUCCUCACAACAGACUGGACCCGAACGCAAGGAUCUCGAGAAACACAUUUCCAAGUUGAACAUCUUUCCUGACAAGGCAUUUAAACAACUCAUUGCUUAAUCUUAGAAACGCUUAUAAGAGAGGAAGACGCAAAUGCCAAAGACCUCCACCAACUGUAAAGGUCUGUUCAAACUAUAUGUUUUUCUAUGUAAACACACGCUAGACAAACAUCUUUGUUUCCCUUUGUUUUUGUUUAUUCAGCAUCUCGUGCAGGAGCACUGUUUUUUUAGAUGAAGUCUAAUUAAAAAGAACUUUAAAAGCGCUGUAUUUGUUGCGCUGUGUCUAGCCUUUUUUAGCGCAAGAAUGUGGUCGAUCUGAAGUCAUUGUAUUACAGUGAGGAUAAACAAACUGUAAUUGAAAUCAGAUGCAUUUCUGAUUUGUUUAUAUGUCUCUCUCAGCUGCAUGAAAAUAUUAAUUUACUUUCAUGUCAGCUUUAAAUAUGCAACUUUGCUGGCUAAUGAAUGCAUAAACAUGACCAGCUGGAUAUAAACUAAUGCUAAUAGGUGGUAACAAUUGUGACAUUUAAACAUUUGGAUAGGACUUGCGUGUAUAUUUGUCACAUUGUUCUAACCGCUUGAGGUUAGCUUUAACGUUAACAUCCUCUUAGCCUUGUUGGCAAACACUGCUGUUCUCUACUAAUGCAUCAUCUAGUCAACAAAUUCGUUACUUUAUAAUGAUAUAACAUGUAGUUUACUGUAUACAUACCAUAUAUUGAUGUUUUAAAUCCGCAUCUGAAGUGUUCCACUCGAUGCAGAGUGUAUUCUCACGUGUCAAAACAAACAGCACAAGGCAUCAGUGAAGUGAUUUUUUUUAUUUCACCCCUAGAGGCUGCUCUCAUACUGUAUAAUGACAGCAGACCCUUCCCAGCCGCUCCAGCACAGGUCCCAAUGGGGGGAAAACAAUCGGUGUGGAUUUUUGCUGAUAACCGAUAGUUCCAAAAAUCUGUUAAUGUGCCGAUUAAUCGGCAAAACCGAUAUAUCGGUUGACACCUAGUACUCUGUGCAAUUGGUUUGACUGGGUCUUUUGUGAGAAUUUUAUUAGUAAUGUGCGAAUAAAUUACUAAUGUUCUAUGACUAAAGAGAAAUCAGAAGAAAAUGCCAUCUACCAUUUAAAAUGCAAUCUUAUUUUUGAAAGAUAAUUCAAUAUAAAAAAAGUUUAUUAAUACAACUGAUUAAUAGGCAUUGUAGCGGCCACCCUGCACUCUGGAUAUGGUUAUCGGCUGUUAAAAACCCUUAGCGGUCAACCACUAGUCUCAUAGAAUGUUCUGUGGUAAAAUUAAACUUAUCUCUGUUAGAUUUGCUUCUCCUUUCCAGGUGUCUCACGGUAUAAAACCUGUGUUCACAGUCAUUAAGUUGUCUCUCGUAUAGACCCGGCAAUGCUGUAUGCUUAUCUGCAAAUCUCAAUAAAA